AUGAAGGCCGGUAUUGUUGUCCUCCUUGUCGCUGCGGCGGCGGCACAUGUCAUCCCUCACGACGCCUCCUCCAGCAUUCCCCCCGACCUGGCUCUGGCCCGCCGUACGCCCAAGACCUCACACGCACUCGACGGGAGUCAUGGCAAGUGUAUCGCCGCCAUCGCGGACGCCGAGGACGCCUCCCGUCAGACCAAACCCCACGAAACCAGAGAGAAGAGAUCCCCUGAGGAGCCUCUGCAUCUCGAGAUAAACCCUCCUUUCAGAUAUCACAUUCCCGAAACCCCCGAGAAAAAGCACGCGAGACUCGAGGGGCAGCUGGUGAAGGUCGCCAAGCACUUGUUGGAUGAUCCUGUGGAGGGCGACGAUCCUGCUGAUUACAUACACCCUGAACUGAAGGAGAAAUGGAUCGAAUAUGUGGAGGACGCUGAGAAGAAGAAUCCGCCAAAGACACCGGAGGUGGAGCCUCCUACAAAGCCUAGCCAUACAUCCCCUUCUGAAUCAUCUUCUGACGAGCAGUCGAAGGAGGUUGAGCCCACUGGCGAAGAUGGGGGUUCUGACGAGGUGGGACCUCAAGAGCCCGACAUUCAGCCCGCUGAAGAGCUUCAGGAGCCUGAAGUUCAAAGUGUGGAACAAUUCAUCGCUGAAGAUGAGACUGAUAAGGGUGACCCUCACGAACCAGAAAAGCCGAGCGACAAACAAGUCCAACAUGCCGAGGCCAGCGCGUCGGAGGAGGCGAAGCCGAACAAGAAGGAAAAGGUACCCAAGGAAGUCAAGAAAGCACAUAAGACUGCCAAGCCUUCAAAAGGGCGAAAAGGGCCGAAACAUGGCGGGAAGAAAGGCGCAUCCGAUAAUAUGGGCAAAGGCAUGGGUAAGGGGUCCGAUGCAGGGUCUGCCAUAUCACGCAUGGGCGUCCCAGCAGCUGCGGUUCUCGGGGCCGCAAGCGUCGUACCUGAGGGCCUUGCCGCAGCCUCUGGCCCUGGCACUGCAGCUGUGGGAGGUGAGGCGCUUGCAAGGGCCAAAGUGCCUGGAACGGAGAGCCUUGGAGAGGCUCUGAACCUUGGAGGCGUCGGGAAUCCUGCGGAUGCAGUCAUUGAUACGGAAUCCCUUGGAAACACGGACAGUCUCGCUACUUCUGAAGCGCUUGCAGGCACCGAUGUUCCCGGCAAGGGGCCUGAGAAUCUCCCAAACACUGGCCUCGACCUCGCCACUCCAGACGCCGAAACUGUAGGAGCUGAGAGUAGCCCAGCAACCAAGGGUCACUCUGCGAUAGGUACUGGUAGUAAGAUCCUGGGAGCGGCCGCUCUUGCGGGAGGCGUGGCGAGCAAGAUUGCCGAAGGCGUGGUGAAGCUGAGUAACCCACUGCCCGUCCCACCGGCCAACGGGACCAAGAAGCAAGACGAGGUGCAAGCGGAGAUGGAGCUCGGUCCGAGCACUCUGUACGAGGGGGGCCAGGACGAGGACCAGGACGAGGAAAACCGAGAGCCAGAUGACCGCGACGAUGUUGACAAGGACCUGGAAGAGGCCGACCAGGAUGAAAAUAGCCAGGACGAAGGUAAUGCCGAGGGUGCGAUCAAGAAGGACAUGGACAACGUGGUGGAUUUCUUCGGCAGAGCAGCCAAGAGGCUGCUUGACAUUCUCAGAAAACUACGUGCUCUGCAGAUGGAAAGCAAGGCUGCCAACAAGCAGGACAAGGAAAACGAAGAAAAGCAGAAGGCCAUAGACGACGCCCAGGGGCAGAAGGAUCAUGAGGACCAGGAGACCUCUCAGAAGCAGAAGGUCAAGGAAAAGGCUCAGAAGAAGAAGGACAAGGUGAGCGCUCAAAAGCAGAAGGACAAAUCGAAGGCCCAAAAGAAAAAGGAUAAACAGCAUGCCCAAAAGCAAAAAGACAAGGCGAGCGCUCCAAAGCAGGAGGACAAGGAAACCAGCCAAAAGCACAAGGUCAAGGAAACCCCCCCAGAGCACAGGGUCGAGGAAACCCCCCAGGAGCAGAAGGGCGAGGGGAAUGUCCCAAAGGGCGCGGAGAAUCUCCGAAUCCAGAAGAUCGAGGCGAACGCUCAACGGCUGGCCGAACUGCGCCAUGGCGCAGGAGAACGCUUAAAGGUGACGGCAUUUGGCAAGGAGCUCGACCGGAUAGGUUUUGGAGCCCCAGGGAACGAAGUGAUGAGCGGCAUGGCAAAGCAGGUCCUGGACGUGGCCAGCGGCGAGUCCGAGAUGACCGGCAAGCAGGGAUCGCCGUACACGGUCAACGGCGUACAGAUAGACCCCAACUGGAAGGAGAAGCACAUGGAGCUCUUUGCGGCUGGUCAAGCCUGUGUAGAUUUCGAGCACUUUAGGCUGCUGGAGCUGGUGGAGGCCGACGAGCUGUACCAGGCAGUGAAGGGCAAACCCUCCGGCUAUUUCUAG
Messenger RNA from Emericellopsis cladophorae, 2403 nucleotides. RefSeq lists its product as uncharacterized. Bases 1 to 2403 code for a protein of 800 amino acids. The record is from RefSeq and is a predicted model, not a curated record. Lineage: Eukaryota; Fungi; Ascomycota; Sordariomycetes; Hypocreales; Bionectriaceae. The transcript has a single exon.